Messenger RNA from Ochotona curzoniae (black-lipped pika), 1502 nucleotides. RefSeq names its product tetratricopeptide repeat domain 23 like (gene TTC23L). Gene Ontology annotation, molecular function: protein binding. NCBI's taxonomy places the organism in Eukaryota, Metazoa, Chordata, Mammalia, Lagomorpha, Ochotonidae. Bases 1 to 1389 code for a protein of 462 amino acids. The record is from RefSeq and is a predicted model, not a curated record. The transcript is spliced from 12 exons.
AUGCAAGCUAGCCCCAUCCGAAUCCCGACUGUCGACAAUGACACUGCCUGGGACUUCUGCUUCCGUCUACCACAGCAAACUGAGAUCCCAACACACCAGCCAGCCGAUGAGCUGAAUACUGCUUGCGGGUCUGGAGAGAGUGACGACGACACGAUAGCCCAGACAGAGGAGGCAGCCGUUGAUUGUAUGUCGCUUCCCAGAGAGAAAUUAGCUCAAGCCCAGAAGAAAACAGCUCAGCUGAUUAAAGAAAAAAUGAAUAUCCAAGCAAACAAGGAGCUGAUUCGAUGUGUCAUCCUUUCUCGGAUUAUUUUUGGGGCAGAUCAUUGGAAAUGUGCACAGGCUUUGGCCAGCUUGGCUUAUGGCUACUUGACAUUGAGAGGCCUCCCAGCUCAGGCCAAGAAACAUGCUGAGUCCGCCAAGACCACCCUGUUGACCUGGAAGGGAAGCACAAUAUCAGACAAGGAGAAAAAGGAAAUCCUGGAGGCCCUGGUCAUGCUCUACUACACUCUGGGAGUGUCUUGGCUCCUCCAAAACCAUGGCAGAGAGGCCUAUUCCAACCUGCAGAAGGCGGAGAGAAACAUGAAGGAGCUAAAAGAAUUAUGUAAGGGAAGUGUUUGUGGACUACAAGUGUCAGAAAAAGACCUAACAAUUGCUUUGGGGAGAGCCUCUUUGGCCAUCCACAGGUUGAACCUGGCUUUGGCAUACUUUGAGAAGGCAAUUGACAAUGUGAUUGCUGCCAAGGGUGAUGGCACACCAGACCUGAUCAGUCUGUACCAGGAAGUUGCACAAAUUGAACAGUUGCGGAGGAACCAUGACCAGGCCAUCCAGUACUUGAAGCAGGCCCAUUCUGUCUGUGUGUCUUCCUUCACUGAAGUCAGCCCCCAGACUGCAGAGGCUAGUGCUUUACUAGCCAAAGCUUACGCCAUGUCCGGAGACCCUCAGCACAAGGAUGCUAUUGAGACACAUUUUAUAAAAAGUAUUAGUGCGUAUCAGGUGACAUUGGGCUCAGAGGAGUCUGAAACACUGGCUACCAUUGAAGAAUUUUGCAAGUGGCUUGUCCAGAAUGGGGAAAAACAGGAAGCUUACAGACUGCUAAAGUCUUCUUUGAAGUCCUCGGUUACCAACUACAGUAACUGUAGUGAAAAACUGGCUGAGACUUUUUAUAACAUGGGCAGGAUCUGCUUUGCUGAAGGAGACCUCGGGAAGGCAGUUCAGCUGCUGAGGAAGUGCCUGAUGAUUCAAAUCUUAGUGUAUGGAAAUGAACACAGUAAGAGCAGAGAGACAAAAAACCUCCUUACCCUGCUGCAGAGGGCAAGCGCCAGUUCAAGCCGAUGGAGUAGAGACGCUGUGCCAGGGAGAAGGAACUCCUGCAGAGACACUGAGGCAUGACAGAGGCGCUGGGCCCAAGGGACGGAGCGGUCUUCUGUUAUCAGUAAAGAGAAAAACCUCUAUCCAAGGGAGCCAGCAAUAAAGUCCACCGUGGCAAUGAACAUCUUGGGCCA